Molecule: messenger RNA, 3147 nt
Organism: Paecilomyces variotii
Lineage: Eukaryota; Fungi; Ascomycota; Eurotiomycetes; Eurotiales; Thermoascaceae
Product: putative nonsense-mediated mRNA decay protein
Exons: 9
Coding region: 1-3147 (1048 amino acids)
Biological process (GO): protein import into nucleus
Cellular component (GO): cytosol; nuclear envelope
Molecular function (GO): small GTPase binding
Source: RefSeq, a predicted model, not a curated record
AUGGAUGUUGCAGCUCUCCGAGACCGCAUACAGGCUACGCUCGAUAGCAAUGCGGAUACUCGACGACAAGCAGAGAUAGACUUGAAAUAUGCAGAGAACCAACCCGGUUUCGCAAAUGCGCUCCUGGAUAUUCUGCAGGCCGAACAGGUUAAUGCUGUUCAACUAUCAGCCGGUGUUUAUCUAAAGAACCGCGUUACUCGGGGUUGGGCGCCCGUGGAGGAAAAUCCCCUCCGAAAACCCAUCCCUGAAGAUGAGCGACCAGCUUUUCGCGAACGUCUCAUCGCGGUCCUCGCAUCGUCGCCCCCCAACGUUCGCGCUCAGCUCGUUCCUAUCCUCCAGAAGGUUCUCCAAUAUGAUUUCCCGGAGAAGUGGCCCGGGUUUUUGGAGAUUACACUCCAACUGCUAGGCACGAAUGAUGCCAACUCGGUAUUCGCGGGGUUGCAGUGUCUCCUUGCCAUCUGCCGUGUAUACAGGUUCAAGGCGGGAGAUAACAGGGCGGACUUUGAUAAGAUCGUUGAGCACUCGUUCCCGCAGCUCCUCAACAUCGGUACGAGGCUGGUUGACGAGGAAAACUUGGAGGCCGCGGAAAUGCUCCGGAUAGUGGUGAAGGCGUACAAGCAUGCUAUCUAUUUUGAGCUCCCACCGCAUCUGAAAUCUCAUCAGGGCACGGUCGAUUGGUGCACCCUGUUCCUGAGAAUUAUUGCCAAGACACCCCCGGCGAAUGCAAUGGGCGAGGACGUGGAGGCAAGAGAGCUCAACCACUGGUGGAAGUGCAAGAAGUGGUCCUACGCAAACCUCAACCGUCUCUUCAUCAGAUAUGGAAACCCCACUACUAUUACCAAGACAAGUGCCCCUGAUUAUACCCAAUUCGCCAAGUCGUUCAUCACUACGUUCGCCCCAGAGAUCCUCAAGGGAUACCUGCAAGAAAUUGACAAGUGGGUGUCGAAGGGCCAGUGGCUGAGCAAGCCUGCUCUUUCCUACACCCUCAUCUUCCUCGAGGAAUGUGUCAAGCCGAAGGCGAUGUGGGAUCACCUGAAGCCGCACAUGGAGAACUUGAUUGCUCACCUUAUCUUCCCCAUUAUGUGCCAGUCCGAUGAAGAUAUCGAGCUCUUCCAGACCGACCCCCCAGAGUACCUCCACCGAAAGCUGAACUACUACGAAGAGGUUUCCUCUCCAGACGUUGCAGCGACGAACUUCUUGGUGGCGCUCACCAAGAGCCGAAAGAAGCAGACCUUCGCGAUUCUUACAUUCAUCAAUGGCAUCGUUAGCAGAUAUGAAUCCGCCCCGGAUGACCAGAAGCAACCGCGAGAGAAGGAGGGCGCUCUGAGGAUGAUCGGUUCGCUCGCCUCCGUCAUCCUUGGUAAGAAGAGUCCUAUCGCGGAGCAAGUCGAAUAUUUCUUUGUGCGACAUGUUUUCCCCGAGUUCCGCAGUCCCCAUGGGUUCCUCCGUGCCCGUGCGUGCGACACCCUUGAGAAAUUUGAGCAGCUGGAUUUCAAGGACCCGAACAACCUCAUGGUCAUUUACAGAAAUAUCUUGGAGUGUAUGACCGACCCCGAGCUCCCUGUCAGAGUCGAGGCCGCCCUUGCUCUCCAGCCUCUGAUCCGACACGACGUCAUUCGAACUUCUAUGCAGCAGAACAUCCCCCAAAUCAUGCAGCAAUUGCUCAAGCUUGCCAACGAAGUCGAUGUUGAUGCUUUGGCCAACGUCAUGGAGGACUUUGUAGAGGUCUUCUCGACUGAGCUCACACCGUUUGCCGUCGCACUCAGCGAGCAGUUGCGCGACACUUAUAUGCGCAUUGUUGGAGAGCUGUUGGAGCGUAACGCCACCAAGGGCGAUGAGGAAGGCUACGGUGAAUUCCUGGAUGACAAGAGCAUUACCGCUCUCGGUGUCCUCCAGACCAUCGGUACUCUCAUCCUGACUCUGGAGAGCACACCUGACGUGCUCUUGCAUCUGGAGACCAUCCUCAUGCCAGUCAUCACUAUCACUCUUGAGAAUAAGCUUUACGAUUUGUACAAUGAGAUCUUUGAGAUCAUCGACAGUUGUACAUUUGCCGCCAAGUCCAUUUCUCCGACAAUGUGGCAGGCGUUUGAGCUCAUUCACAAGACAUUCAAGGCGGGUGCUGAGUUAUAUUUGGAAGAUAUGCUACCGGCCCUUGACAACUUCGUCACCUAUGGCGCAGAGAACCUGGUCCAGAACCCAGCUUAUCUCGCUGCCAUCGUCAGCAUGGUGGAAGAUAUUUUCCACGACGACAAAGUGGGCGGUGUCGACAGAAUAUGCGGCUGCAAGCUUGCGGAGACCGUCAUGCUCAACCUUCGCGGCUAUGUUGACCAGUAUAUUCCUGUCUUCAUCGAGCUUGCAAUGAACGUUAUCAACAACGGCGAGGCGAGGACUAAAUCUUAUAGGAUCCACCUGAUGGAGAUGGUCAUCAACGCUAUUUAUUACAACCCACUGCUUGCCAUCCAAGUACUUGAGGCCAAGGGCUGGACGAACAAGUUCUUCAGCGCCUGGUUCUCCAACAUCGACAACUUCAGAAGGGUUCACGAUAAGAAGCUGUCAAUUGCGGCUAUCAGCGCGCUUUUGACCAUCAAAGCAAGCGAUGUCCCUCCCAGUGUCCAGCAGGGAUGGCCCAGAUUGUUGCAGGGUUUAACAAGGCUCUUCCAGACUCUCCCCGCCGCUAUCAAGCACCGCGAGGAGGCCACCCAGGAGUCCGAUUUCACCCUUGAUGAUGAAGGAGAAGAGUUUGACGAGGAGAAUGACUGGGGUGAGGUUGAGUGGACGGAAGGAGACGAAGCUGAGGGAGGCCUGGAUGGAGAUGUCGCUGACGAGAGCGCUGCAUACCUCGAGUUCCUCAACCAGGAGGCUCAGAAGUUUGGCUCUUUCGCCGAUGAUGACGACGACGACGAGCUCGAUGAGGAGAGCCUUUUGGAGACACCACUGGACAAGGUGGAGCCGUAUGGCAUGUUCAAACAUGUCCUGAUGAACCUUCAACAGGAGCAACCCGAACUAUAUGAGACGCUUACGAAGAUCCUGAACCCGGAGGAGCAACAGAUCAUCCAAGGAGUCAUCCACGAAGCGGACGCAAAGGCUCUGGCCGCUGCAAACGCGGAAGCUGCUGCUGGUAUGCAGGCCAACGGCGUCAGCCAAUAA